CCUGUUACCCAGCACUCUCUCUCUCUCUCUCUCUCUCUCCCUCCCCACCUGGCGAUGGUUCGCUCUUAUUCUUGUUCGUCUUCUCUCACUCACUCGGAGGAAACUUUUCCUUUCUGCUUUUUGGAUCGCUUUCUCGCGACACCGAAUCCGAUAUAAGCGUCGUCCCUGAACUUCCAAAACUCAAUCCAAGUCGGUUAUAAGGGGAACAAUAAUGUCAGGAGCAACCUUGGGUGUGGCUCCCGGUGCGGAGCUUGACCAAACCGUCCUCUCCGCGGCCACGAAGCCAACAAAGAAGGCCAUAAACCAGCAAUCCCUUGUUGGCGGAGUGAUGGGCUCGUUGCGCAUGAUCGAGCUCCAGCUCGUGGCCUUCAUAAUGGUGUUCUCCGCGAGUGGCCUCGUCCCCCUUCUCGACCUCAUUUUCCCGGCCUUCGCAUCUGUGUAUCUCAUUGCCCUCUCGAAGCUGGCCUUCCCGUCUCACGGCAAUGCUGCCAAAGCUUCAGCGGAGAUCUUCCAGGGUAGCAGGCUGUUCAGGCUAUACGUUGUGGUGGGGACUACGGUCGGAUUGUUUCUUCCGCUGGCUUACGUGCUGGGCGGUUUCGCAAGGGGCGAUGACCACGCGGUGCGGUCGGCGACUCCUCACCUGUUCUUGCUUUCAUUUCAGAUAUUGACUGAGAACUUGAUAAGUGGGCUGUCGCUUUUUUCGCCGCCCGUGAGGGCAUUGGUGCCGUUGCUGUAUACUGUGAGGCGGAUAUUCGUGAUCAUCGAUUGGAUGACUGAUGUGUGGUUUAAUAAGACUCUGCAGGCAAAUGCACCGCUUAAGGAUGUGGUGUGGUUCUGGUUUGGGAGGAGUUUGGCAGCGGUCAAUCUGCUAUACUUCUCGGUCAACUUGUUCGGGUUCUUGAUUCCCCGGUUCCUUCCGCGGGCAUUCGAGAGAUAUUUCAGGGAAAGAGAUGAGAUUCACGGAAAGAUGGCAGAGGACAAGCCUCGCGUAACUGCGGCUGCAAACAAAUCCCAGCGUUCAGAUAAAAAAUCUGAUUGACGCCGCCCUUUUUCUUCAUGCUGGCCUAUGUUUAUCACAGUUUUUUUUUUCUUUAUGGACUAGGGAAAAUCUACUUCUUUUCUCGUUCUAACUGGAAUAUGUUUCUGCGCUCUUACUUCCCGUUUGCGUGUCUUUAGGUUUCUCUUAUAAUCGGUCUGGCAUGUGUAUCGCGGAAAUUGGCGAGAAUGGUUUUUGUUGUACGUGGCUGAUCAUGAUCUUCAGAUAAGAAACUGACCGUGGAUUCAAUGUCA
Messenger RNA from Rhodamnia argentea, 1290 nucleotides. RefSeq lists its product as uncharacterized. The record is from RefSeq and is a predicted model, not a curated record. The transcript is spliced from 3 exons. Lineage: Eukaryota; Viridiplantae; Streptophyta; Magnoliopsida; Myrtales; Myrtaceae. Bases 212 to 1039 code for a protein of 275 amino acids.